Molecule: messenger RNA, 285 nt
Organism: Microthlaspi erraticum
Lineage: Eukaryota; Viridiplantae; Streptophyta; Magnoliopsida; Brassicales; Brassicaceae
Source: the annotation of a GenBank genome assembly
AUGAACAACAAGCUGGUUGAGAUACACUCUAAACUAGAGUCAUUGACUUCAAGAGUCCAAAUCAUUGAGUCUUCAAGUGCAUCAUCCUCUUCACCACAAGAGUAUGCCCAAGCAGUUACACUAAGAAGUGGAAAGCAAUUCCCGAGUAGAGGUAGCCCACCCCAAAUCGCUGUGGACAUCGAUGACGAGGAAGGGGAGGAUUUAGUCGACUAUGCUGAUAACUCGACUCCGAACUCGAUCGAGCUGGAACAAAAUCCUGAACCAGAACUCGAUCGAUCGAGCUGA